CUUUAGCGUCAAAAUCUCCUGGUCGGUUAUAGGCCUCGCUUUGCUAUGACACUCGCGAGACUCGAUCUACUGAUGAACUCCUAGGCUAAGUAAAACUAUUGGUCUCCCAAGGUCGGAGACUGGUCAGCCUGCUCCAACAUGUACAAUGCUGCGCCUUGUCCAACGAUAUAUUGCGCCAAGUCAAUGCAUUCCUCCAGGCUUGUCAUACAAUUGAGAUCUUGGAAGGAUCAUGCCCGUAGGUAUAACAAAAGGUAUAGGAUACUGGUCCUCGGAUCUUUCACUCACUCGCAGCUGUAUCCUGCACUGAUCGUACGCAAAAUUGCAGUUCCCCACCAUCAUCUCAUUUGCUCUGAUGUUCCUAUCAUGCCAUCAAGCUCAUGCAGAAAAGCUUCACAAACGAGCCACAUGUCAAACUUUACAGUCUCCAGUAUCGAGGGACAGGAUGCUGUACAAGACUCGUAUCCGAAGAACAGCUCACUCACCAUCCGCGUCAGCAAAAAGGCCGAUUGCCGCAGUGAAUCUGAGCCUUGCCCGGUCAUAGCAACAGGAUACAUGGCAGACUGGUUGCGACUAAACAUCAGUUCUGACCACGACACCAGUGUCUCAAUCUGGAGCCUUGUCAAAAACACAACUGGUCUUCGCACGCUUAGAAGAGUGUCUAUCAAACUGAUCCACAUCAAGAGCAAUUUCAAUUCGAGUCGAGCUGAGAUAUUUGCUGUUAAUCGCGCCAUGCGACGGAGCAUCGCCGGUAGAUGGCCCGUAAAUGUUAGUAGAUGAUAUUAUAAUCCUAAUACAAUGAUAUACGAACAAUUCUUGCGCAUGAACUGAUU
Aureobasidium subglaciale EXF-2481 is the source of this 830-nucleotide messenger RNA. RefSeq lists its product as uncharacterized. The record is from RefSeq and is a predicted model, not a curated record. The annotation marks the transcript as partial. Lineage: Eukaryota; Fungi; Ascomycota; Dothideomycetes; Dothideales; Saccotheciaceae. The transcript has 2 exons.